This is a messenger RNA of Xyrauchen texanus (razorback sucker), 9686 nucleotides long. Its product is annotated as proline-rich protein 12-like. The coding region runs from base 986 to 8473 and encodes 2495 amino acids. The record is from RefSeq and is a predicted model, not a curated record. The transcript is spliced from 15 exons. Lineage: Eukaryota; Metazoa; Chordata; Actinopteri; Cypriniformes; Catostomidae.
UUCAUCUACAGGCCAGAUAUGCAGUACACCCCUGCGAAUAUCUCCCUUUCUCUGGGCUCUGUCUAUUUUGCUUGAAUAAGACAAGAGCCCCGUGUUCCGGGAAUCGCUUCUGUUAGUGGCUGGUGGUGUGAGGCCGAGGGGAGGCGGACUACACUGUGAGCUCGAGUAUGAGAGAGAGGGGAGGGAGAAGGGAGAGAAACAGCCGCCUUCAAACAUGGCGUCUUCGAGGGAAAAUGACUAAUAUUAUGAAAAAAGGAGGCCUAUAUCUCGACGUUCAACCGAACUGCUCUAGAUUGGACCGCAGCGUCGGUUUAUACCGUUGAUUUGAAUCUAUCCCCAAGUACGCGACGGGAAAGCAGCGUGAUUUAUUGAGAAUAUAGAGGAACACAAGCUUAUUUUGGUGCGUCGACAGAGCUAGCGCGCUGCUGCUGGCGCACAACACAAUUCUGAAUUUCGCAUUUGCCAAACAUCGAGCGCGAAAUUUGCUCGCGACAUUAGUGCAUGCGUACUGUGGCUGUUGUUUAACGGCAGAUGCCCCUUGCUUGGUUGAUACAUAUUUCAUACAACUAAAGUAAGUGGAGAAAGGGGAGGAGAAACAAGGGAAAGGACGUAUACGGUCAUACGCGACCGUCGGUUUAUCGGUUACCAGGUCAAACCGAAUUCUUGCUCGGAUUAUUUACACUUACACUCAGCCAGAAGAAUGGCAUUAAUUGCUCUGGUUUUAAAUGAGAAAAAACUGAAAGGGAGGUGAGUUUUUUUUUUUUUGAGGUGGUCGGUGUACACCCCCUCUAUCACGCACUCCUCUCCUCCCCUCCAUUUCCCUCUCCCUUUUCAAUAUGCUAUUUUUCACUCUUAUGGACUUGGUCGCCUCUCACCAGGAAGAAUGAUUCAAAUUUGACAACAGCACCGCGAUCUUGCCGUGCAAAUAUAAAUAUAUAUUGCACCGAAAUCGUUUGCUCGAUCCAUCCACGCGCAUUUCAACGCAAUGGACCGAAAUUACCCGGGAGCAGGCUUCGGUGAUUUGGGCGCAGGAGCCGGAUGGAGCUACGAGAGAUCGGCUAAAGCGAGCUUGGUGUAUGGAAGCUCUAGAUCAUCACAUCCGGAAUCUGAACUUCUUCAUCGCCAGGCUUAUGCCACUCCCCAUUCCCUGCCGGGUUAUGCUACCAAUCACCAUCCUGGUGGUUCUGGCCAGGGUGGGGCUUGGGGUGCAGCUGGAAGGAGUCUGGGCUUGUCUGGACUUUUUGAUGCUGGGCUGCACCAUGCAAGCCCAUCAGGCCCAGAUCCAUCGGUUAUGAACCUUAUAUCUGCACUUGAGUCCCGGGGUCCACAGCCUCCUCCCUCUGCCUCGUCCCUCCUAUCUCAGUUCCGCACUCCAUCAUGGCAGACUGCCAUGCAUACACCUGCCCCUGCAGAGCUCUUCAUCUCUGGCGCCCUUCCUGGUUCUGGAUCCUUCCCAUCCUCUUCUGCUUUGUCUGCCUAUCAACACCCAGCUUCAUUCUCAGGACGGUCGUUUCCUGGUGUGACCCCAUCAUUAUCCCUACAGGACACGCCUACCUUCAGCCCCACCUCCAAUGGCCUCCUGUCACCCCAUGAUCCUUUACUCCACAUCAAGACGCCUUCUCAGUCAAGCCUAGGCUUUGACCGCCUGUUGUCUUCACAGAGUGCAGCUGCAGCUUACCGUGGAAGUCAUGAUCCAACUGGUGGUGGUGUCUCAUCUGCUCAAGCCUCUUCUGUAGCCUCAGCUUCUGCCCGUCAUCUGCAGUCUCAUCAGUUCAACUUGCUGUCCUCCCAGCUUCAAGAUCAGUCGUCCCAGUUGUACAGUGCCUCUGUGUUUUCCUCUACCCCAGCUCCACCUCAGCCAACAUCUCAAGAGCGGACAGUACCAAGACAAGACAGUGUAAUUAAACACUACCAACGGCCCUCGCCCCACUACCUUAGCUGUGGCGUGUCAGGAUAUCAGCAAGCCGCUCAUUCUCGUCAGACUGGCCACUCUUGCAGUCCUUUAGGUGAACACAGUCCCUCCUCAGAUCAUAAACCCUCCCAAAGGACUGAACAGUACAGACCCAUUAUCCAGCCUUCUUAUGGGUCCUCAUCAUCCUCAUCUUCUGGUGGGGCUGGGAAGGUUACUAAAAGCAGCUCCAGCAGUGGUUACUCUUCCUCAGGAUCUGCAUCCUCUUCCAGAACCCCACACACUCCUCCUUCUGCCUCAUCUGCUUCUUCCUCAUCCUCAUCCUCUUCCUCCUCCUCUGCUUCUGCAAGUGCUCGUCAGUCUAAUUCCAUUCCAACCUCCACUUCUGCCUCUGCAUCCUCUCGGCAACAGCCACCUACUCAGACUGUACCACCUCCCCCCCAGACACAUUCCCAGACCCCACAAAGUUCCUCAAACUCCACCCAGCAAACCCUUCCCAAGUUGUGCCUCUCGGGCUAUGGAUCCCCAGUGGCUCCAGUCAAGUCAUCAAGUGGUCUAACUGGGCAGACCCCUCCUCAGCCACAACCUCAGUCUUUCUCUCCAAGUCAGCCAUCACUCCUUUCUCAGACAUAUGGGGGAUUCAGUUCUUCCCAAACUCAUGAUCUGCCUUCAGCUAGGACCUCUGGUGCUGCUAAAGGGUAUGGGAAUUUGGGGAGUCAGUCAUUUUCAGCAGAAUCAGUAUAUGGGACUGAUUCAGGCUAUGGAUCUCUGCCACCAUCCUUAGGGGGUGCUGGAAGCCCCUCAAUGGGCUAUGGUGCAUCAGGACACUCUCCUGCUCUUCUUCGGUCAGGAUCAAGUGGUGGAACAACCGGUGGUAGUAAUAGUGGAGUCAGUACUGGAACAGGAGGCAGCAGUGGAGGAGGUGGUGGAUCUUACCACAUCCCUGAUACUAGCCCAUCUCCUUCUGGGAAUUCUGGAAUCAUUCGCCCUGGUCUUCAUUCUCCUGCACCAUCACGACCUGCUCAAUCACCCGUUGGAGCGGGAUCCAACAAAUAUUUAUCUUCAGUCCUCUCUCCUUCGUUUCAGCCAUCUCCACAAGGGUACUCGGACACAAGAGGAACUCGAUCACAGUCCUACCACACCACUGCUCCUUCCAAAACAAAGUCUGAUAACAGCAUACUUGGUGUAACAGAGUCUCAGCAGCAACAAGAGGAUGACGUUGAUGAUGAUUUUCUCAUCCAACACCUUCUUCAAGCCCAGAGUCCAACUCCUGAAGCGUCCCACCACCAUGCUCCUCAAAGCCAUCAUUCCUCACAGCCUACCCAGCAGACUCCAGUCCUUCCUGCACAGGAUGAAAAUAAAGGGCUUGCUUAUGAGAUGAGUAAAAGCUCAGAAGAAAGGUAUCACCUUCAAAGUGUUAUUCGAACCCAUAGUGCCACCUCAAAUGCUGCAAUCUCUGGCUCAGGAACUGGAGCUGGACUGGACAGUCAAUUGGAGAUGUCCCUAAAGAAACAGCAGCAGCAGCACCAACAACAACAACAACAGCAGCAGCUUCAACAGCAUCAGCAGCAGCCACAGCAGAAGAGUAACAGGACUGUUAGUGAUGGAGGACGAGUGAACUCAGAUCAGACUCAUUCCCAUUCUCAUCAUCAUCAUGAUUCUCUGGGAUCAGUGGUACAUUAUGGGCGGGGUGACCCAUAUUCUCAGCACUCCAUUCCUCAACACACCACCUCCCACCAUCAACACACUCCACAUACACUGACACACACACACCUUCAUUCUCACUCACACAUGGAUCUUCAGAAAAAGCCUCAAGAAUCAGGAGAUAUGGCUUACAUUCAUAAAGAACCUGAUGUGCAGCAACACCACCAUCAACAUCAACAGGCACAUCAGCAGCAAACACAACAUCAUCAGUCCCAUCCACAACAUCAACAGCAAACACAGCAGCAACAGCGUCACUCUCAGUCCCAGUCACUUAUAGACUCUCCCACUGACCAGUCUCGCCAGCCUUCUCAUUUGCUGCAGUCUGUGCUGUCCCACACCCGCAGCAAAAUAGAGCCUCAGCAACAGCAGCAUUCUGUAAGCCAACAGGCCCUGAUAGAAGCCAGUGGGGGAGUUGUGUCAGCUGAGACACAUUCACAACCCCAAACAUCCCAACUUCAACUCCAACUUCAAUCCCAGGCUUUGGAAGCAGCUGGUCACUAUAGCCAUGGUUCCCAACAAGACCAGAGUCGCCCUAAGUCUAGCACAGUGUCUCCAUUAGACAUGCUGGAGCACUCCCUCUCUCAGACCUCCAGCCAGGAGGGAGGAAUGGUGGAUGAGAGGACAGGAGGUGAAGAAAGCAGGGGGAAUUCAGGAGCAGCAACAACAGGAAGUGUAGAGAGGCGCCAGUCACAGGAGCAGCAAAGAAUUUCAUCUCACCAUCCCACACCGCACCAUGCCUCUGAGUUACACUCAUAUCUUUCUGAGCCAGACAUGAGUUUAUCAACAACUUCCCAUGGACACCAUCUCUCCCACCAUCACCACCAACAACAACCACCGCAAGGUCCUCAGCAUCCUAAUUCCCACCACCAACACCCUCACCCUUCCCAUCCUAAUUCACAGAACCAUCAUCAUCUUCCUCCACAGGCAUCUUCUGCAGCUUCUCAGCAACAAGAGCAGGCCCACACUUCCCAUUCCUCCCAGAUUCCUCAAGCUCAACUCGACCAGCAUCAAGGAGAGUCCCACUUUGACACCAGGAAUUCAGCUGUGAAAGCAAAUCAAAACCAAACCCAACAAAGCCAGAGGUUUGUUCCUUUAACAUCCAUCUGUUUCCCUGACUCUCUUCUCCCGGAUGAGGACCGCUCAUUUUUUCCAGGAAUGGAGGAUAUGUUCUGCCCAGAGGAGUACAAAUCCACCUGCUCAGGAGGAAGUGGACAGGGUCAGGAUGGGGUUGCAUCUGGCCAAACCAUACAGGAAGGUAUGGAAGGAAAUAAAACAACACCUGGAGAAGGAGACAAUACAGGUCCAAGUUAUGAUAUGCUUGGCCAUAACAGUGAUCAGGGGUUUGGGCAGUAUUGCCAUGAUCUUUCAGAACCUGACAAUGUAACCAUGCAUUUGGAUCUUGACUCCUUGAAGACUCAUGACCUCCCAUCGACAGUCAACACAGAGCAGCUUGGGUUAAUCCAGUCUCAACCAUCCAACCUUGGAAUAGGGACAACUGGAAGUGUUGGGGAAGGAUCUGGUGCCAAAAUAGGUGGUACUGGAGGAUCUGGUUCUGGAUCAGGGGGUCUUACCUCUCCAAUCUUCUGUUCCUCUCGCCCAAAGAAGCUCCUGAAGUCAAGUUCUUUCCACCUGUUGAAGGAGAGACCCGAUCCCAACUCCUUGCCCAAGAAGAGCUAUGCACAGGAGUAUGAAUUUGAGGAUGAUGAGGAUAAGGCUGACGUGCCUGCUGAUAUUCGCCUCAAUAGCCGAAGCAGGCUUCCUGAUCUGAUACCAGAUCUUGUGUCCAGUUGUCGCAAAUCAAGUGGAAUUGGAGGGGGAACUUUAAGCCCUUUAAUGGGUGAUUUGGACUUUGGAUACCCAUCCCUUGGUCCUCCACCUCAAUUAUUGCCCCAUGAUGGACCAAAGAAAAGGGGCAGGAAGCCCACAAAGCCCAAAAGAGAAGGACCACCAAGACCACGAGGACGUCCACGAAUACGCCCAUUACCAGAACCUCCCCACACUAGGGGUAUGAUGGGACAGUAUGGAACGGGAUGCGUUCCAGAGAGAGGCAGAGGCAGGGGAAGAGGAAGAGGCAGAGGUAGGCGUGACGAAUCAAUGAUGGACAUGGAUAUGGCCAAUAAAGAUCCGAAUCAGCUGUAUCAACAGCACAUGCAGCAGCAAAUGCAUCAUCAAUCACAGCAGCAACCACAGCAUCAAGAGCCAAUUAAAUCCAUCAAGAUCAAACUUCCUAUUGGAACCAUGUCAUCUUCUGAUGCCUUGUUGCGGACAGACUCCUUGUCAGGUACUGAUCCGGCUCUCUCAGAUGGUUCCCUCGGUUCAGCUCCCUCUUUGGGCUUGAGUCCUGGGACACCCGGAGUGCCUGACAUGAACAGAUCUCAAGACAAAAACAAGUCCAAAUCACAAGAGAUGGAAGAGAAAGAGUCAGAGAAGACUGGCUUUGUUGCCUCAUUUCUAGAUUUUCUUAAGUCUGGAAAAAGGCCAUCAGGAAUGUCAACGGGGUCCACUGACAGCGCUGGGAAUGAAGAUGCAUCUCCUGGGAAAAGUGGAGGCAUUCGCCCAUUAUCCCCUCAACCACCACCUCCACCAACUGCUACAGCUGUUUCUGGAUAUGGAGAUGGUGAAAGUGAUGGAGGACUGUCUUUGGGUGGCUGCCCUAGCCCAUGCAAGCGCUUGGAUGAAGAGCUAAAAAGAAACCUUGAGACUUUGCCCUCCUUCUCAUCUGAUGAGGAGGACUCUGUUGGAAAGAACCAGGACCUGCAAAAGAGCAUCUCCUCUGCAAUCUCUGCACUGUAUGACACUCCUCAACUCAGCGCCUCCUCAAUGCAGCCUCCUUCACUUCCACCUCCACCUCCUCCUGAACCACUGACACCAACACAGCAACCACCAGCACUCAGCCCUCAACCACCAAUGCAUACACACCCUCCUUCACAUGCCCACACCCACUCUAUUGAGCCUGCAAGAUUACAAAGAGAAGUGGAGGAAGAAGAAAUGAAAGAGAAUGAGAAUGUUGCAGACGAGAUAGUGGAGCAAUACAAAGAAGAGAAAGAGAAAGUCCAAGACAUGGGGGUUCUGAGUGUCCCCAAAGUUGGAGACUCACUCAAAGAAUCUCUUGAAGCCGAAGCUCCCUCUUCUCUCCCACCAGUUUCCCCAUCAUCCCCUGCUCCCUCCUCUUCCCCCUCCCAUUCGCCGCUUCCUCCCCUCCCUCUUCCUUCUCCUCUCCCUCCACUAGAGGAUAAUCCAACCCCUCCUCAGACAUCUUCACUACAACAGAACUCGCCACCAGUGAGUCCUGUUGUUCCCUCUGUGCCCGUCCUUUCUCCUCUACCUCCUCCCAAUAUAGAGCCCCCUCCAUCCACAACCCCACCUCCACCCAGUCCACCUCCGGAAGAGGAGUCCAUUGCAGCACCCCCCUCCCCUGAAGAGCCCCCUGCGCCUCAGAUUCUACACAAGCACUUGGCCCAGAAACAAAGCGGUGCCGCUAUUGUUGGAGAGACUGAUGAGGAUGAGAGUGAGAGUGGGGGCGAAGGUAUUUUCAGAGAGAGGGAUGAGUUUGUGGUGCGAAUUGAGGACAUCAGGAGUCUAAAGUUGGCCCUGCAGACAGGAAGAGAGCCUCCUCCAAUUUGGCGUGUACAGAAAGCUCUGCUGCAGAAGUUUUCCCCCGAGAUUAAGGAUGGACAGAGACAGUUUUGUGCCACUAGUAAUUAUCUGGGCUUCUUUGGGGAUGCUAAGAAGCGCUACCAGCGGCUGUACGUUAAGUUUCUGGAAAACAUAAACAAGAAGGACUAUGUGAGGGUCUGUUCUUGUAAGCCUUGGCACAGACCUUCUGUCACCCUGAGGAGGCAAACUCAGGCAGUCCCUAAGUUAGUUCCACCCCCCAAUAACCAGACUCUCGUUGCGAGAGUUGAGAAAGAAAGGGAAAAUAUUAAGGAGACUCGUGAAACCAGAGAGAAGAACAACAUUCGGUCAAAAGAACAGACAAAGGACAAAGACAAGGUGCCUAAAACCAGGGAAAAGGAUGAAAAGAAGGAGCGGGAGAAAGAGAAAAGAGCUCCACCUCCACCGCCGCCACCCCAGAAACCUGAGAAACGAGCAUCAGUGACAGAGCGAGGGAAGGUGAAGGAGGAGAAGAAGAGUGGUGGAGUGGAGAAGAAGACUGAACGUGCUGCCAAGCCUCCGCCACCAAAGAUGAAGGCUGAACCUCCACCCAAGAAACGCAGGAAGUGGCUAAAGGAAGUAGCCUCAUCAUCAGAAUCAGACUCUUCAGCAAGUGAGGAUGAAAUCUCAGUAAAAGUUGGCCUGAACACGCGUGCAAUGCGCGAGAUGUACCGAAGCUAUGUGGAGAUGCUGGUUAGUACUGCACUUGAUCCGGACAUGAUCCAGGCUCUAGAGGACACCGAAGAUGAGUUAUAUCUUCCUCCAAUGCGCAAGAUUGACAGUCUUCUGAGCGAACAAAAGCGGAAGCUUCUGAAAAAAGUAAAUAUGAGCUCCCAGCAUCAGGAAGCUCUUCACACGUUCCCUCAGAUAACGGCAGAGACCCUGGACUCGGGGACAGUGAGGUUCAGACUGUGUGGGGAAAGCUACAACCGCAAAACCCUGAACCGUAUUAAAAAGAGUGUAUCCAAACCACAGGACCUCAAGUUGUCAACUGAAACAUGCAGACUCUACAGUCUCUACCAUUCACUGCAUCAUUAUAAGUAUCAUACCUUCUUACACUGUAAGAAAGAGACGGACACUAUAGAGGAGGCUUCAGAAGAUCCUGGCCAGGAGGAAGUUGUUCAGCAGUGCAUGGCCAAUCAGAGUUGGCUGGAGACACUCUUCAACUCCUUCUCAGAGCUGAUGGCCCUCAGCGCCAAAGCUUAAGAGACAAGAAAAGAAGGGAAGGGGAGCAUGAAAAAGGGGAACCACUGAGGAAUCAAGGAGGCCUCACGGUACAAAGGAAGCUGGAUUUAUUGUUGCCUAGCUCCCCUAUCCUCCUCCUUUUGUUUUACAGAUUAUUUUCUUUCAAUGGCUCUUAUACAGUGGCAACAGGAGAGGACUGCCAGCUGGUUGCCACUGGCAAAUAACUUUAUUAACUCUUUACAAAUGUCACCGAGGCCAUAGAUCUGGUGCAGGACCCCUCCUAAGUGUUCAAAGGAAUGGAUGAGACCAAACUGAGAUCACCUAAAAUGAGCUGACCAUACCGACUACACUGAACCAGGGGGAAAUGGAUGCACAGCACCAUUGCUACAGUUGAAGGAAUAUACUGUGUGGAAUCUUUAUAUGUUGAAUCGACUGACACGAUUCAUCAUGUUGGAAAUAACUGACAAGAGUUUGUCAACACUAGGGAGGAAGUCUGUUACUGUUUGAAUUUUACACAAAUCAUUUUUUAAAAGACAAUAGCAGUUUUAUUCCGGCUUCUUUUUCCUGAAACGAGAGCUACGGUUCUGUUUUGUAAUCGAGUAAAGAGUGGCGUGUGCGAUUGGAAACGACAUGAUGCAACAUUCAAACGCGUGCAACGACAUGAUGACAUUCAACGCUUUAAUCUACACACGUGAGCUAAAGUAAUGCAUUUGUAUUAUUUAUAAAGACAUUUUUAACGGGAAUUCGUACAUAAAAUACAAAUCAGUAACGCUUCAUUACAGUUAAAAUAAUGUUUGUUCAGAUGUUAUAAAUGGAUUCUAUUGCCACAUUAUGAGCUGUCUUCCUUUUCGCUCAUAAACGGUGGGUGGAUACAAUGGAAAUGUAUUAUUGUUUAUGUCUGUCACCGAAAAGAAUUGAAAGACAGAGUAGAACAAAAUAUUUCAAGCUACGCUAAACGGUAUUAUUGCAGUGCGUUGAAUUGAGAUUGAGAGUGAAGCAUUUGGUUCCCAUUAGGGAGGGUUUAUGUAUUAGUACUAUUUAAAAUGGAAAUUUGUUUUUAUUCGUUUGUCCUUUGUCUGUAUUCUGAGUAUUCUUUUGGAACAAUCUAAUACUGUGCUUCUUUCAAAAUAAAGCCUUUGUGUAAAUAUUGUACAGCUCUUGACAAAAUUCUCCCAGUUCUUCUGUACAUGGACUAUCCCUGUAUUUGACAAACAAAUAAACCGUCAACAACAGA